Malassezia pachydermatis is the source of this 2874-nucleotide messenger RNA. RefSeq lists its product as hypothetical. The record is from RefSeq and is a predicted model, not a curated record. Gene Ontology annotation, molecular function: telomeric repeat DNA binding; Hsp90 protein binding. Gene Ontology annotation, cellular component: cytosol. Lineage: Eukaryota; Fungi; Basidiomycota; Malasseziomycetes; Malasseziales; Malasseziaceae. The coding region runs from base 1 to 2874 and encodes 957 amino acids. Gene Ontology annotation, biological process: telomere maintenance via telomerase; protein stabilization. The transcript has a single exon.
AUGACCACGACGUGGCCGUCCCGAUUGGCAUCGGCCCGUACGUGGGAGGACGUCGUGCACGCGCUUUGUGCACCGCUCGUCCUCAUUGAUUCUGCGCCGGAGGACGGUGCGACGUGCACGGACGAGACACUCACGCCCCGCUUUGUCGAUGUAUGGUGGGGCGCUUGUCAGCAUGCCCUCUUGACAUCCACGCUCGUGACGUGGGCGCCUACAUUGGCCGACAAGGGCCUGUACGAGCGCCUAUGUGAAGCAUGGCUCGUGCCUUCAUCGACACACCCCUUGACUGCCUCCGUGUGGGCUCAAUCCCUAUCGACCUGCUCGGCCCUGCUCACGGGCCCCACCGCCGCGGCGCUGCAUCCAGCCACACGUGAUGCCCUCACCGUGGCGCUGACGCGUCUCGAUCCGAGUCGCUUGCUCCCAGCCUUAUUGGCGGUCUAUGAUCGCACGACCAAAGCAGCACAACAGGACGCCCAGUGGACAGAUAUGGUGGCCGAAUGCAUAGCGCUGCCGACGCGCGUCGCCAAUGUGUAUGGACCGCUGGCCACGUCAUCCUCUACCUAUGCAUCGCUCCUGGAUCAGUAUGCGACAUGGCACGCACGUCUCGCUACCGCGUUGGCCGACGUACUCACACAGACCACGGCCCCCCGAUGCGCACGCCUUGUCACGCGAGCGUUGCAGACAGGUGCGAUCCUCUCCACGGCUCGGCCGCCUACGUGGUGGGAUCGGCUGUGGCCCACGUUGGCGCAGGCCAAGGCAGACCAGGCCCAGGCAUGGGCAGCGCUGUACCAGUGCCUGGACGAGGACGUACGUGGGCCGUACCUACAUACGCUCGUGCAAGCCUUGCAAGCCAACGUCGGUACGCAGCCAUUCGCCCACCUAGUCGAUCCACGAACGGAAACCACACCGGGCUCCGAAGGACGUGCAUUCUUCUCCUCGGACGCCCGUGCGUGGGCCGCCAUGGCAUUGCAUGUGCUGACCACGGCUGGUAGCGAGGCGGACGCGCCACGAUGGGCCGUGGCGCUCUCGCUGGACGACAUGUACACGUCCUAUGCUCCUCUUCUGUGUGUGGUCGUAAGUACGUGGGCUAUGCAGGCUGAGCCCGACGAAAGUCUGACCUCCCUACUGCACGUAUGGAGCGAUCCACGACGUAUAGAGCGCGCCAGCUUGAAGCAUGUCAUGACACUCACGACAUUGGUCGUCGCAGCCAUGCACACAUGGCGCCCCACUGAACGUGCGGCGCAUUUGCGUACGUACAGUACCUCGCCGAGGUUCUUGCAGGGCGUAUCAGCCUACUUGAGCCAUGCCGACCCAGCCGUGCGGCGGUGGGGCAUGCUGGUCGCCGAGCUGCUUAGUGCAGAGACAGCGGCUCAUACACCGCUCCGUUUCCCUGCGUCCGUGUGGGAUGGACGUGGCGAGGGCCGCGAAGCGUGCCGCGUGUUGCGUGCUUGGUACAUGGACGAGACGCCGUUGGUCCCCAUGCCCCAGGCGGUCGCCCUGCCGACCUGCGCACCAUGGGCGACAGCGCCGACGCCGCGUCCUCCACGCGCCGCGCCUACGACGACGCGCUUGCCGCGCCGCGUCCCACCGCGCCAAAAGCCCUUGAUUGAGGUUGUGGAAGACACCUCGCCACGGAAUCAUGACGAAAAGGAGGAGAGCGAGGAAGAGGAGGAAGAAGACGUGCCCAACGACAGUGACGAGGACGGCGCUACGAUACCCACAGAUACCCACGACGAGCGUGAUACAUCGACCAUGCUGGACGAGGCGCUACGUACGAAAAAGCGCGCACCUGUCUAUAUUUAUGAACUGGCCCCACUUCUUCGUGAGCGCGAUGUGCAUGCCAACAAGCUGGGCCUCAAGCAUGCCGAAGCGCUGAUCCGUCGCAAAACGGGGUGGGGAGCGGAGAUUGCAGAGCAGGCCGUCGACUUGACGAUAGCCUUGGCAUCGAUGCAGGACAAUUUUGGGCUGCCUCGUAUGGACGAGCGUCGCACGGCAGCCCUAGCAGCGCUGUGCAUAGCAGCUCCAGCUCCGGUCGUCGAUGCGCUGUACGAGCAGUGCUUUACGCCCCACUAUGCCUUGCAGCAACGCUUGGCGAUGCUACGUGCAGUGGGCCUCGCGGCGCAGGAGCUGGCCGGGAUGCCCACGCCGUCGUCGUCGCCCGCCGAUCGGGCUUCAGAACUGGUCGAUCAUGCCUUAGAGCGCGUCCACCAAGCCGGCGAGACACGGAUCGUACAAGCGUCGCCGCAGCGUGAGGCGGAUGUACGUCGUUGGCAGGCCGCUAUGCGAACAUCCGCUGGGACGACCCAUGGCACAGCGCUGCCUACGUGGAGUGUCCGACCGACAGUCUCUUGGACCCAGGUGGCAGGCCCGCACUUUAUUGGGCCGCUGGUCUACCGAUGCCAGCAAGCGCGGCAGUCGACGUCGCGUACGUAUGCAGGCUCAGAGGCGGUGUAUACGCCCACGCUUAUCGCGGCCGUGCUGCAUACGCUGUGUAUACUGUGCUAUGCAGGCCGACACACGGCGUUUUUCGCGACGCGCAUCGCGCCAGAUGUGUUGCAGAUGGCCGAACGAUGUGCGACGGAACUGGACGAGGUGGACCUGCAAGUGCCCCAAGCGGCCAUGGCCCUGGUCUUGACCGUACUGGAUAUUGUCGAAGAGGACAGCCGUGAUCAUGGCGCGCACUUUGCUCAGACGCAUGCACGUCUGCUCACGCGUCUGCAGGGCGUAGCACAGGCCGUAUGGGAGGCGUCCCAUCUUCAGCCCGGAGAUGCCCCCUCGCUGCAAGCGGAUGCGGCGACGCGCGCGGCCGGCGUGCUGUUGCGCAUUGCCGACAUGCAAGAGGCGGCGUACCGAGUGCUCCUACAACAACGUACAUAG